This is a messenger RNA of Eimeria mitis, 417 nucleotides long. RefSeq lists its product as uncharacterized. NCBI's taxonomy places the organism in Eukaryota, Apicomplexa, Conoidasida, Eucoccidiorida, Eimeriidae. The transcript is spliced from 2 exons. The coding region runs from base 1 to 417 and encodes 138 amino acids. The record is from RefSeq and is a predicted model, not a curated record.
AUGAGGGUCGAUCGGGAAGGAACCGGAGGAGAUGUGAGGAAUCAGAGUGAAUCAGGGGAAGAUCUAAUGAAUCGAUAUGACGGACUGGCCCUGGUACGCACCAGACUUUGCGACAGGUUCCGUGGGCUACCGCGGGAAAGCAUGAUACUCCAGAUGAAGGAAAACGAGUGGAAUGGAGAUUACAACGAGUAUAGUAACGCAUUCUCGGAUAUAGUAACUAAUGGAGAGGAUGUGCCUAAACAAGAUCUGGUUCUGUACUUCCUCGCGGGACUACCAGAGGAAAUAGGAGAUGAAUUGACAAACCGGGGAAAGAGGGAAUUUUCGACUUGGAACGAAGCGGCAGACGCGUUGAGAGAAUACAUCGUCCCGCUGAACUCGUGGCGAGCGAAGAGGAAACGUACGGUGCGGGAAAUGUAG